Drosophila guanche is the source of this 940-nucleotide messenger RNA. It is a transcript of the gene Acp32CD, whose product is annotated as accessory gland protein Acp32CD. NCBI's taxonomy places the organism in Eukaryota, Metazoa, Arthropoda, Insecta, Diptera, Drosophilidae. The record is from RefSeq and is a predicted model, not a curated record. Bases 30 to 839 code for a protein of 269 amino acids. The transcript is spliced from 2 exons.
CUGCUCCAAAGCUUGGGAUCGUAGCAGCGAUGUGGAGGAUACGGCUACUCACACUGGUCCUGCUGACCCUCGUCCAGCUGCAGGGGCGCAGCGUCCUCGGGCAGAAGUACUACAUGAACUUUGCCUUCAACAACAACAAUCCCGAUGGAGCCAUCAGUGGCGAGGGCGGCGGAGGGGCUGAGAAGACGGCCCCACAAAAUUUCAAAGAUAAUGGUGGGAACGGGGAUGAGGCUGACCGUGACAACGAUAACCUCAGCUAUCAUAAAGCUGAUGGAGACGAUAAUAACGGAGAUCAGAAUGAAGAAGCCCAAGGGGAUCACGGCGGCGAUCAUGAUGGCGGAGGAAAUAAUGGAGGCAAUGAUGGAGGAAAUGAUGGAGGCAAUGAUGGAGGUGAUAAUGGAGGUGCAGGAACUGAUGGAGGCAGCGGCGGUGACCAAGGGGAUGGCGGUGCCAAUGGUAAUGGCGACAAUGAUGUGGGCGUUCCCGGCGACGUGGGUGAUGACGACGACAGCGACAGCAAGGACCCAAGCGAUCGUCGUCUGAGGACGGCCAAAACAAAUGAGCCGGGAGGCGGCAAUGCACCUGGAGAACACAGCCAUCAUAGCAGCUACGAGAUCAGCAUCGAUGACAGCUUCGGCGGACGCUACAUACGCUCCAUCUACGAGAGCAGCGAAAGUCACGGCCACUCCGGCAGCAAGGGCGGCUCCGGCAGUGGGGUCAAAGCUGACAGUUCUGCCAGUCAGGGAGGAGAUAAGCCGGCUGCACGGGCACCAUCCAACAGGGCCAAAGCAAGAACGUACGGGGACAGUGACUACGAGGAAUACAACGGGGAUAACUGAGCUAUAACCCGGCUGUGUAGUUUCGGUGGUGGAAGAAGCCUCUUCACAUGAAUUCAUUAACUAUAUGUCAAUAAAAUGUUAAAUAUAGAAAAGGAAAUUUC